Messenger RNA from Capsaspora owczarzaki ATCC 30864, 3047 nucleotides. RefSeq lists its product as hypothetical. The record is from RefSeq and is a predicted model, not a curated record. Gene Ontology annotation, biological process: regulation of GTPase activity; signal transduction. Gene Ontology annotation, cellular component: cytoplasm. The transcript is spliced from 4 exons. Lineage: Eukaryota; Filasterea; Ministeriida; Capsasporidae. The coding region runs from base 13 to 2880 and encodes 955 amino acids.
UUUGGAGUUUUGAUGGCUGAGAGUCAGAGUCAGAGUCAGCUCGACAAGGUGCUCCAUCGCACAGACGACCUGAGCAAGGCAGUCAAGGACCUCAAGAUCUUCUUGAAAAAGAAACUAGAGCUCGACGAGUCGUACGCGCGUGAACUCACAAAGCUCGCACGCGAUGCAGAGGCACGGCGACCGUCGUUUGCAGGCCAACUCGUCGACCUGUGGGACGUCUUGGUGAGCAGCUUGGCGCGAGAAGGCACCUCUCGGCUCGGCUUGGUCGAGAAAACCAUGCAAGUUGUCAUUGAAACACUGACGUCCGUGCAUCGCGACGAGCUGGAAGAAGCGGUCAAAGUUAUUGCCGCAGAGCCCCGCCGCCUCUCCUCCGAGCUGACUUCCUCGAUGGCCGAAAUUAGCAGGGCCAAAACCAAAUACGAAAGCGUGGCGAAGGAAUACGAGCAAAUUCUAAACCAAAUUUUGCAAGCGAAUGGCGGCGCUGUGGAAUGGACGAUCAGCGACGCUCGUCUGGCAGACCGCGAGCAGGCUGUGGCUACUCGCCUUGCCGCCGCCGAAACCGCCGUAUCAGAUGCCGUUCAGGUCGCUCGCAAUCAUGCUCGUGAGCUGUCAGAGCACCAGCCCGCCGCCAUCAACGAGUUGUGCCAAAUCAACCAAAACGCAGUGAAUCGCCUGCUCAUGGCCCUCGACGGCUAUGGCGGUAUCGAUGAUAGCACUAUCGGCGUCAUGCAGAGCCGCCGAGACACCAUCUUGGAAUCUGCACAGCUGGUCGAUCCAGUGCAGUACGUCUCGUUCGUGACUCGCCACAAUCUUGGUCCCGGCAACGGUUCUGUCGUUCCUGCUGUGCCCGCAUUUGAAAAGUUUGGAUUCUCGGACGACGCACAGCGACUGAUCGCCAGGAAGGCGCAGGGUAACACUGCCACCGCAGCAGCAGCAGCAGCAGCAACAGCAGCGUCGGAGCCAGCUCGACCUCCUGCUGCCGCUACCGCUCUUGCCGCUCCGUCGCCUGUUCCGCGAACUCAGCGCUCUGGCAGCGUUUCAUCCCCACAGCACAGCAUGCCGCCGGCGAGAUCGCCGGCGCCUACCAGCGCAUCUUCGGGCUCGGCAGCACCGUCGCCCGUCAGCUCUGCAGGCCCUGCACCCAUGCCGCCCCCGCGCAGUGCACGUGCGGCUCCAAGCCCAGUCGCCUCGGCUACUGGCCCUCCCAUGCCGCCAGAGCGGACCCGCACGCAGACGGACGCUUCGAGCACCGCCUUUGACUAUUCGCGAAAGCCGUCGACGCUGCCCCGUAACUUUAACCUGGCGGCUGCUCGCCAGCAGCUGUCCUCCUCCCCGAGCAGCGAGAGCAGCUCGGGCGCGUCGUCAGCUGCGCCGUCACCACCCAGCUCUGGCCCCUCGUCUCGCAAGGCGUCUGUCGACCUGCGCGGUGCACGCCCGGCUCCAAUUCCUCCAUCCCGACCGUCCGCAGGUCGCUCGCACUCGAUUGACGUCUCCCACCAAGGGAACGCCAACCAGGAGAUGGGCGAUGAGGCAGAGGUGGACAACGGGCCAGCCAGCGCUCCCAUCGCCCCAAUGCGUCGGACCAAUCUCAGUGGAAGCCUCAACAACAUUGGCGAGAGCAUCAGCGCAACUCCAGACACUGUCUAUGCCCAGCCUUAUCAGUUUGCGGGUGACGAAGCCAGCCAGCCUCCGCCAGGGCGAUACCCUCCAUCCGUCGCCCCUCGUGGCAGCUCGCCGUCCGCUGCUGCAACAAGCAAAGGCAUCCCUCGCUCUCCCAGCUUGAACACUGUAUCCUCGCGUCCAGCACCCGCACGAUCCGUUCCUUCCCCGAACGCUGCCGGCGCCAAUCCGUCUGCUGGCCAGUACGGUAACUAUGGCAAGCCUGGCACUGAAGUGAAUUCUGCGAUGGCGCGUAUUAUGGAGCGUCGCAAACAAUUGCAGGCCGGCGGCUCUGGCGGCAUUGGCGGCAGCAGCAGCAGCAGCAGCGGCGGUGGUCCGCCAUUGACUUCAGCCGCCCAGGCCGCCUUGGCCCAAAUUGCUGCUUUGAACGCACCGGCACCUGCUCCACGAAAAGUCGCGCUGGCCAGCUCCUAUGUCGAUGCCGAGGAGAUGCCCGAGGCGGGAUCAAUGAGCCUUGGCUGGGAACCCGAAGAGCGCCCUCAGCGACACUUGCUUGCUCCAGUUGAAGCGGAAGAGCAGGUACCGGAUCUCGAUGAACUGGACAGCUUUGUUGAAGCCGACCCCGCGGAAACGUUUGCGGAAGAAGCAGGCGGCGGCGAGUCCGAGUAUGCUGCCCAGGGCGACCAAGCCGACGACGUGUCGUAUCUGGCGAGUCUGGGGCCGUAUCAGAGCUCGGUGCCGCUUCCUCCGAUUCUUGCCAAGUGUUUGGCGUACCUCGAAGAGCAAGGGCUUCAGGAAGAGGGCCUGUUCCGUGUUCCCGGCGACGUCACCAAAAUCAAGGCUCUCAAGCAGCAGUUUGACACGAGCAUCAACGUCGACUUGCGCAGUGUGCUCGACCCGUCUACCGUGGCAGGCUUGCUCAAGCUCUGGUUGCGCGAGACACGCGAGCCUCCCAUUCCAAAGAAUAUGACGCGCGAGUUCAACGCUAUCGUGAGCAGCACGGAACCAGAGCAUAUUCGCGUGCACAAGCUGCGCGCCGCUCUCGAUGCCCUCCCGACGCUCAAUCGCGAGAUGCUUGCAAGCCUCGUUCAUCUCUUUGUCAAGGUGAUUGCCUACGGGCAUGUCAACAAAAUGUCGUUGGAUGCACUGGCACGUUCGAUCGGCCUGUCCUUGUUCAACGGAUCUGGCGUCAACUUUUCCAUCAGCAUGCUGAAGAUGCUCGUCAAUCACUGCUCUCUCCUGUUCCCUCAUAGCUCGUAAUUUGGGCUUCAAGUUCGGACCAGACCGUGUGUGUGUAUGUGUUUCUGCGUUGGUGUGCGUGAGAAUAUGUCUGUGUAUAUGUUUGUGUUAUUGUCAGCGUGUGUUUGCCAAGCGUGUCGAUAUCUUGAUGUCAUCAACGAUUCAUUUGCUAGCCCCCAGAACCCUGC